AUGAAUAUCGCAGACAACCGAGUCGUCGCCGCCGUGCGAAUCGAGCCCAUAAAAGAUGGAAAAGUAUCACCUGUGAAGAAUCAGAGAAAUUGUGGUGCUUGCUGGGCCUUUAGUGUUGUGGGUGCCCGACCCCCGGGACUAAACUACACAUGGGUGGAGGAUGACUCCAGCUUCGACUGCGUUACCCCCAUCGCUUACUGGUCCGAGCCAUACAAUGUGGGCGUUUUUAUCGGGAAAAACUUAGUUGCCACCUCGGAGAACCCGCUCGAGACGAACUUCAGACGUCCCGACUACCUCCAAAUCUACGUGCCGGACGGCUCGCACGACAAAUCAAAGGAGUACUAUGUAGCUCACAACCUCGGCGAUAUAUGGGGCAAAUCCUAUUUCUGGGUUUACUGGGGCUCCCGACGCUAUGCGGACAAUCCCGUUCAUGACGUCAUGUUUUUGCACAUCAACAUAGAUGUUGCACCUACCGUCAGCGCCAGCGGACGACGUCCGUACUACCUCCCAGUUGCAAAAAAAUACGAGAUAGAAGAGCCCAGCGGCUGGAAGACUGCGGCAUUUGCAUUGGUUGACAAGAGUCACGUCAACAGCAGCACUAGAUUGGUUCCGGUCUACUACGAUGAACCUGUUUUGGUUGACUGCGAGGAAUGGUUCCCCAGAUUUUGGGGCUACUUCAUAUGCAUUAUGAAUCUCGACAACUAUCCCGUGAUCCAAUCCGGUGCGCCGUUGAUACAGAAUAAUCGUCUUUUUGGAAUCGCCUCGUUCAGUAUGAGAAAAGGAAAGGAGAGCAUAUAUGCGUUCACUGACUUAAGGCCGUACAAUGACAUAAUUGCUGGUGUGUUCAAAAUGAUACAG
Messenger RNA from Iphiclides podalirius (scarce swallowtail), 858 nucleotides. The record is from the annotation of a GenBank genome assembly. NCBI's taxonomy places the organism in Eukaryota, Metazoa, Arthropoda, Insecta, Lepidoptera, Papilionidae.